Molecule: messenger RNA, 3104 nt
Organism: Spodoptera litura
Lineage: Eukaryota; Metazoa; Arthropoda; Insecta; Lepidoptera; Noctuidae
Source: RefSeq, a predicted model, not a curated record
UUUAGUUUCUUAAAUUGUUUAUGUUAGAAGACUUUAAGUAAAUAUUAUAUAAAUCAAAGCAUAAGAUAAUGUAUUAGAACAUAAUUAUAACGCCAACAAUUUUGCAUCGAUUCGCCAUCCUUGUCGCACGAUCUCCUUGUGAUAUGUAAAGAGAAUCGGCGCGUGCGCAGCCUGGUUUGUUGUGUGCCGGCUCUGUAAUUAGAAACUACGUAAUAUAAAUUUAUCAAAACAUUAGCCUCUCAUUCUACGUGUAAAUAGCUGAAAUUACAAUGACAGCGUUAACUUCAGACAAACGUCUUGAGUUGAGUGCAGUCGAAUUACAGCAGGAGUAUUAUGAAACGAUCGGUGAUGCUGACUGGGAACUAUUCGAGAAGAAAGACAGAAGAUAUCUUCUCCAGAAAGUAGCAGUUGCUCUUUGCGGACCACCGACGAUUGAAGGCAACUUAAUGGAAUCUACGAAUGAUAAUGAUGAACUCAAAUUGCAAGGAUACGAAGCUCUAGACGAAGAUACAUGCAUGAAUGUAUUCAAUCGGAUCUUAGAACAAGCAAAAUAUUCACACAAUGGUGAAAAUAUUAUAAUAUCUGUCCUUCGCGUGGUCUGCGUUAUACCGAGACGAGAAAUAAAAUUUUUCGAAAUGACACCCAAAGAUUAUUGGCUCAAUCUUCACGUGAAGAAAGGCGAUUCUGUUCACAUCUUAGUAUUUCACGUGUUCAGUAUAAGGAAAUGCAUUUCUAUGAAUCACAAAGUAAAAGGAUGCAAAGUAUUUAUUGACCACGAUGGCAGAGAGUAUCAAUCCUGGGACGAUUAUCUGACUAACAACAAACUUCCGAAAUGUGUGAUGGUUGUUCCUCGGAACGGAGAAUAUUCUGGAACCAUAGUUGGAGGGGAAGGUGAAAUGCCGAAAGUAAACCUUACAAUAAGAGGUUCACCGGAAUUGGGUACUCAAGCACAAGUGAUUAGUGUUGCAGACAAUAUAAGUGCAGCGGCUAAUGUUGGGGCGUUGGUCGCUGUGGUGGGAUCCUUGUUCGCGGCUCCCGCCGUAGCCCCAGUGAUGGUUGGAACAGCUGUAGGAGUUGCCACCGUGUCAGGAGUUUACGGUAUCGGAAGGUCGAUUGGAACCUUAGUCGACAGAGCUCAGCAUAAGCAGAGCAUCGGCUUAGACAAUAUGGAAGCUCGCUCUAACUGGAUAAAUAUUAUGAUAUCUACUGUGGGUUUGUCCUUUACUGCAGCUGGAAAAUUAUUGACUUGGGCUGCGGCCACCGGGAGAAAUGUCAAGAUACUUAUGAGUGCCUUAGACUUUCUAAGGUUUACUAACAUUGCGACUGGAUUCAUUGGUGUAGCCAACGGCCUGGGAGAUAUGAUAUAUAAGUUCACGAGAUAUGGUAAGACACCGUCGACACUCGAAGUGUUCCAAGUCACUACAUCCUUCCUUUUCCUUGGCAUUGGUGUGAUGUCAAACCAAACUGCACAAGAAAUCGUUCAGGACGCACAAGCUAACAAAAUAAAUGAAAUUCGAGAUUCGUUGUCAAGCAACAACAAAAGGAGAAUAUUUGAUAAAAUCACAGCCGAGACCCGGCGACUAAAAGGCACUAUAGAUGGCAACACUGAUGUCAUUAAAGCUCUUAAGACAAUAAAUAAUAAGGACGAGUUCUUUGGAAAACUGAAGUACAUGAAUAAGGCUUUCAAUAAAAAUAAAGUAAGGAUAUCAUUGAGUUCAGAUGGGAAAGUGAUUAUAAAUAAUCAACACAAAGUGAGUCUCUCCAAGAUAUAUAAAAUUGGUCCGAAUGGUCGAGAUCAAUUACUAGCAAAAUACGGACCUGCAAAGAUAACGAGCAAGAACGCUCCAACAAGAAUAUACCCCUCGUACGUGGUGGCCAGUAACUCGAAUGUACCCGCCACAGAGCUGGCAUGCACUAUCCGCUCAGAAGAGAUACUCAAAAUUUCUGCAUUUCUCUUACAUUUGAGUAAAUCUGACGAAGAAUUUAUUUUAAGCUUACUUUCGCUCAUAUCUGAAGAUUUACAUCAGGCUUUUUUGUUGCUAUGUACUGAAAUGGUCACUUCAUUAAUUCCUGUGGAAAUAGAGUUUCUUGAGUCGAUUUUCCCUGAUUGGAAGAGGCGAUUGGUACUCUUCAUAUUUUGUCAUUUGAGAUCAAAAAUAACAGUCAAUGAAAAUGAUGGUGUAUUUAUGACGGCCUUAAAACGCUACAUACGCGAUGGUAGAAUUGACAGAGAAACCUUAUUAGCACUCAAGAAGAAAAUUAUAGAAUAUUUUAUAGACCACUCAAAAGGAGAACAUACUGACAAUAAAUCCUGGAGUGAGGUUGAUGAAUAUAUGAAGACCUAUUUUGGAAAUUUGAAAACGUUAAAAGUUGGCCAAGAGCUAGAGAUAGGCCCUCAUAAAAUCUUGGUUAAACAAAUCACAGUAGAUCAUUUGGAAAUGGGGCUUGCUAAAUAUUCGCAGCAACAAUGCGAUAUCUUUAUGGACCUUUGUUUGAAAAUUAUCUCAAUUUUGAGCAAAAAUGAAGUGAUCCAGUUAAACUAUGUGAAUCCGGAUGAAGACAUAAUAAUGAGGGUAUCUAUUUUCCUUCUUGAAAGAUUUAACGAGUAUGUUGGGCAAAGAUUGGAGAUCGACGAUAGUACGCUUGCUACAGCAACAUCUGACCUUCUUGCGUGGCGUAAACGUCAAUAUAUUAGAAAGCAAUACAACUGUGGGAAAUGCAAUGGAAUAACAUAUGUUAUAAACAGUUAAAAUUAGUCCUGUCUUCAGAAAAAUAUUAAUUUAUUCGGAUUUCUGUAUAUCUAAUCAAUUGCACAUCUGGCGCAGUGCACCGCGAGGCAACAUAUAUAGCAUGGGUUCGAUUACUGUCCCAGUGUGACGUGUAUGACGGUGUAUGUGAGUAAGAAUGCAUCUACAAAACAAUUUUGAAAAGCAAGUGAAGCAACAUUUUUUAUAAUAUAUUUGUGUGUUUUAUGGCGGCUCGCAUGUCUAUUGAUGAUUCUAGUUUGUCUGUCGAUUUUCAUUAUAAGACAUUUAAUUUAACAAUAUUAUUAUAAUAAUAUUUAUAAGAUACUAGCUUCAGCCCGCGACUUCGUACGCGCAAUC